Messenger RNA from Saccoglossus kowalevskii, 1494 nucleotides. RefSeq names its product arylsulfatase B-like. Lineage: Eukaryota; Metazoa; Hemichordata; Enteropneusta; Harrimaniidae. The record is from RefSeq and is a predicted model, not a curated record. Gene Ontology annotation, molecular function: sulfuric ester hydrolase activity.
AUGCUCGGUGCAAUACACUCGCUCUUACUUGUUUCAUCUUGUACACUCGUGUCGUCAUCCAGACCGCAUAUAAUAUUCAUCCUCGCCGAUGACUUGGGUUGGAGCGAUGUUGGCUAUCAUGGUUCCGUUAUAAAAACACCAAACAUCGACGCAUUAGCGUCAGAGGGGGUGAAACUAGACAACUAUUAUAUGUCGUUGUUAUGUACGCCAUCGAGAGGUCAGUUAUUGUCUGGUAGAUACGAGAUUCACACUGGAUUACAACAUCGUACCAUCGAUAUGAUGCAACCACUGUGUUUACCCAUCGACGAAACCAUUUUACCACAAAAGUUAAAAGAACGUGGAUAUGCCACUCACAUGGUAGGGAAAUGGCAUCUGGGAUUUUACAGAAAAGAAUGUUUACCGAAUUACAGAGGAUUCGAUACAUUUAUGGGUUUUUAUCAGGGCAUGGCCGAUUACUAUUAUCACAAUAUCAGUACUGGAAUAUAUCAUGGCUGGGAUUUUCGACGAAAUAAUGACGUCAUCGCUCAAAAGUAUGCUGGUCAAUAUUCAACCCACGUGUUUGCAGAUGAGGCCCAGAUUAUUAUAAUGAAGCAUAACCCAGAAGUACCUCUUUUUCUGUUCCUCUCAUUCCAAGCCAUUCAUCUUCCACUGCAAGUACCAUCACGAUACGCAGACAUGUACAAGACCCUCAUUCCGAAUAACGCCGACAGACAAAAGUACGCAGGCAUGGUAACAUGCAUGGAUGAAGCUGUCGGUCGCGUUGUCACCGCUUUGAAACACACUGGUUUAUGGGAGAACAGCGUCCUUGUAUUCUCAACAGACAAUGGCGGAAUUCUUGGUGGCAACUGGCCUCUGAGAGGCAGUAAAGCGUCGUUAUAUGAAGGCGGUGUCCGUGGAGUGGGAUUCGUCACCAGUCCAUUGCUGCCCAGCAGAGUCCGCGGCACGGUCAACAGAGAGCUGCUACACAUGACUGAUUGGCUUCCUACCUUGGUUCGAUUGGCUGGUGGCGAUUUGAUGGGCACUAAACCAUUAGAUGGUUACAAUCAGUGGGAAACAAUCAGUCAAGGUACACCGUCUGUUCGAGAUGAAGUCUUGCUGACUAUUGACCCACUGAUAGCGAAGGCGCAUCAUUUUAAAGAUGAUCCGUACGCUGACAAUGAUAGUUUCAAUGUUUUAAUAAGAGCGGCUAUCAGAGUUGGUGACUGGAAACUUAUUACAGGACCACCCGGUAAUGGUAGCUGGGGUACUCCUGUCGAAUUUGGCUUCAAAUAUCUUCAUCCCCCAAAACGAACGCACUCUGUACAGCUAUACAACGUAGUCGCGGAUCCGAACGAAAGAAACGACUACUCUCAUGACAGACCGGACAUAGUUCGCUUCCUUCUGGCUCGCAUUGGUCACUACUAUAACACUUCUGUUCCUGUUCUUGACCCAAGUCAGGAAAUUUUACUCGCCGAUCCUGCUCGUCAUGGCGGCGUAUGGUCACCAUGGAGAUAA